AUGAUGCUGCGAAUUUUCCACCUGAUCGGGCUGCUGGUAGGGAUAUUUCUGGUAAACCUACCCGUUUUUGGUUGCAUAGAAAUUUACGUGACAGUGAAACCAAAUAAAAUGAAGUGCAUAAAAGAACGAAUAAAUAAAGAUACCUUGGUAGUAGGAAAAUUCAAGACAGAAAACAAAAAUACUCCAGUGUCUAUAUUUAUAUAUGACAUUGAUGUGAAUGAAAGAAAUUUUAAUCCACAAAAAAGACAAGCAAUAUUUGAGACACUUAAUGAACAUGACAUAAAAACUGCCUUCACAACUUUUUAUUCAACGUCGUAUUCAUUUUGUGCAUAUAAUAAAACACGUAAAAUAAUGGAUGUUUAUUUCGAAAUAAAACAUGGAACGGAAGCACGGGAUUAUGCACAAAUUGCAAAAUCAGAGCACCUCAAUGAAGCAACCAUGUACUUAAAACAAAUAAUUGAUCAAAUGAAUAACUUUCAUAUCAACUUAAAAAGAAUUAAAGCUUCAGAAGAAAAUGAAAAAAAAUCCAGUGAUAAGUUAAACGAUACCCUUAUGUGGUUCUCCUUAAUCAAUAUUUUAAUAAUUAUUUUUGCUGCUAUUAUUCAGGAUUUCUAUUUUAAGCGAUUUUUCACAUCCAAGAAAAUUAUUUAA
Messenger RNA from Plasmodium gonderi, 651 nucleotides. RefSeq lists its product as hypothetical. The transcript has a single exon. The record is from RefSeq and is a predicted model, not a curated record. Gene Ontology annotation, biological process: intracellular protein transport; Golgi organization; endoplasmic reticulum to Golgi vesicle-mediated transport. The coding region runs from base 1 to 651 and encodes 216 amino acids. Lineage: Eukaryota; Apicomplexa; Aconoidasida; Haemosporida; Plasmodiidae. Gene Ontology annotation, cellular component: endoplasmic reticulum-Golgi intermediate compartment; COPII-coated ER to Golgi transport vesicle; endoplasmic reticulum.